Messenger RNA from Malaclemys terrapin pileata, 3900 nucleotides. RefSeq names its product potassium voltage-gated channel interacting protein 3 (gene KCNIP3). Gene Ontology annotation, cellular component: nucleus; voltage-gated potassium channel complex. The coding region runs from base 197 to 967 and encodes 256 amino acids. The record is from RefSeq and is a predicted model, not a curated record. The transcript is spliced from 9 exons. Gene Ontology annotation, molecular function: RNA polymerase II cis-regulatory region sequence-specific DNA binding; potassium channel regulator activity; calcium ion binding. Lineage: Eukaryota; Metazoa; Chordata; Testudines; Emydidae. Gene Ontology annotation, biological process: negative regulation of transcription by RNA polymerase II; regulation of potassium ion transmembrane transport.
UCCCUAUUUGCAUCUUGUACGUGGCACGGCAAGAGGAACCAGAUGGGAAUAACUGUAGAUCUGCAGUCAGCAUCAGCGACGCUUUGAACGGCCGCGGCUGACUCUGGAUCUGCCCGUCACCUACCCCUGGCUGUCCAGUGACUCCCACCUCCGCUGCACAUUGAUUGACAAUCGUCCAUCAGUCCCCCAUAAGAAGAUGUUUGAAGACAGGGACGAGACCAAGGAGACGGACGGGAGCCUGCUGGGCGACCCAGGUCACACUCCCCCAGGGAAGAAGGGGCACGUGAAGUGGCAGAAGCCGCAGCUCACGCGCAAGGCGCUGCUGAAUUGCUGUCUGGUGAAACGGAUCCUCUCCCGCGCGGCGCCCCAGGGAUCAGACACCAGCGACAGCGACCUCGAACUUUCAUCUGUCCGGCACCAGCCAGAAGGGCUAGACCAGCUGCAGGAGCUGACCAAAUUCACCAAGAAGGAGCUGCAGUCCCUGUACAGGGGCUUCAAGAACGAAUGUCCCAGCGGCCUGGUAGACGAAGACACCUUCAAGCUGAUCUAUGCUCAGUUCUUCCCUCAGGGAGACGCCAGCAUGUACGCCCACUUCCUGUUCAACGCCUUUGAUGUGGACCGGAACGGAGCCAUCUGCUUCGAGGAUUUCGUCGUCGGCCUCUCCAUCUUGCUCCGUGGGACCGUGCACGAAAAGUUGAACUGGGCUUUUAACCUCUAUGAUAUUAACAAGGACGGCUACAUCACCAAGGAGGAGAUGCUGGCGAUCAUGAAGUCCAUUUACGACAUGAUGGGCCGCUACACGUACCCAAUCGUCAGGGACGAUGCCCCCGUAGAGCACGUGGAGAAGUUCUUCCAGAAAAUGGACAGAAAUCGGGACGGCGUGGUGACAAUCGAGGAGUUUUUAGAGACCUGUCUAAAGGACGAGAACAUCAUGAGCUCCAUGCAGCUGUUCGAGAAUGUGAUCUAGAAUGUGAUCUCGUCUCUCCCGCGCGGCUGCCUCCUGGCCUGCGCACAGACGGACGCCUCUGUCUAUCUCUCUCGUUAAGCACACACACAUCUUUAUGAGAAGAAAAACAAACUCUUUUUAUAUUUAAAAAAAAAAACAACAACAACAACAACAAAAUAAAUAAAAGAGGACGUGAUCAUGUUUGCUCCCAACACUGACCGGAUUCUCACUUGAAGGGCAAGAGGAGACAGAAAGAGAUUAGGUUUCAUGGGUUUGUCUGACCUAGCAGGGGGAUUGGCUAGCUCUCCCCUAGGAUAUAGCAAGGGAAUGCUGCACAGCAUCAAAUACCACCUGUGAGAAAGAGACCAGCCUCGUGGAUUAAGCUCAGCACUUCUCGCAUGGUAGUGGGAUGGAAAGGACGUUUGCAUGUGGGAGGUGGAGUUCUUCUCACUAGCACCAAGUGAGAACCUGGCAAUGAGGCAGUUACUGGGUUCCAUCAGGAAAAGGAGGGAGAGGCAGUUACUGAAGAAGAAAUAGAUCUCAGCUGGCACAAUUUGGCAUAACUCCAUGGACUUCAUACCCCCAUUGCGAAAUCUUCAACUGAACUCCAUCAAUUUUCACCAGCUGAGGACCCGCUCCUCACUUUUCCAUGUGCAGGCAGCUCCUGGGCCAAGAUCCUGGAACCUGAAUGAAGCAACAGAGGGUCCUGUGGCACCUUUGGGACUAACAGAAGUAUUGGGAGCAUAAGCUUUCGUGGGUAAGAACCUCACUUCUUCAGAUGCAAGUAAUGGAAAUCUCUAGAGGCAGGUAUAUAUCAGUGUGGAGAUAACGAGGUUAGUUCAAUCAGGGAGGGUGAGGUGCUCUGCUAGCAGUUGAGGUGUGAACACCAAGGGAGGAGAAACUGUUUCUGUAGUUGGAUAGCCAUUCACAGUCUUUACUGGAACCUGAAUGUGUCUUUACUGGAACCUGAAUGUGUCACAGUCUAUACUGGAACCUGAAUGUGUCUCAGCUGAGAGAGGACUGUCUGUGGAUGUCUGAACAGAAGACAUUACUGGCUGUUGGGAAUCAUCUCCAGAAUUUCAGUUCUAAAAGCACAAGAGCGUCCAUUCAAAGGCAGGUUCCACAUCGUGUGUGAAUGUUAGAGAGUGUACAGAGCCUUCUAGGUCCCCAGAGAAGGGAAGCAAAGGAAGAAGCUAGCACACCUUCUCUCCAAUCACAUUGAGAAUGAAUGUCCCUCCACCUGCAACUGUACGGGAGAACGAGGUAUCUUCACUCAGGAAACUGGAACUGGGGCGAUCUGCAACAAAGAAACAGGAUUUGAAUUUCCUGAAGCAGAAGUACAAGCACAAAUACCCUGGCGCUUCCAAACUGGAGGAAGAGAUGGGCCCGCGCUGCCACGUUUUGGAGCUGAAAUUUUCCAUCGUUUUCCACCGGUCCGUCAUUUCCAUCAGAUCUGGUUCAAAUAUCUAUUGACUGCACUUGAGGGUUAUGCUGGAAAACUGUUAUUCUGUGGGAUGGACAGUGUUGUGUAACCACGUUGGUCCCAGGGUGUGUGAGAGACAAGGUGGUUGAGGUACAACCUAUUAUAAGUCCAACUUCUGUUGGUGGAGAGGGCAAGCUUUUGAGGUACAUGGAGACAGAGGAAGAUAUUACCUCACCCAUCUUGUCUCUUCUGUGACACUGAAAGCUGACAGGCGGUGACUUACGAAUAUGCCCAAAGCUCCGUGCUGCAGUUGAAAGUCAAAUAGGGCGUGAAAUAUCACCUAUCUCUGGGGGAACGAUGACAAGGUUUGGUUUGAGGGACUGUUUUUUUGUUUUGUUUUUUUUAACAAGUGACUAUUUUUAGGCAUUACACAUGUUGUUUCCGGGACUGAGAUGAGAUCUGCCACUAGGCGAACAAGUCUUGAAAGAGGCCAGAGAGUUGGAAAAGCCAGCUGGAAAUCAGCGCAUGUAGGGCUAGACAAGUCACCGGUCAUCGGGUUUGGUAGGGAAAAGAGGAGGUAGGUUGGUAGCUCUGCAACCAAGAGGGUGUCAUCCUCAAGAUCCAAGUCAGGGAUAAGUCAGUACAGUCCCUAAUGAGGAACUUUCUAAGUAGCUGGAUGCUCCAUCUCACUGGGAUUUCCUGUUGGCCAUGUCAGAGUCACAGAGCCGUGGGGCUAUCUGUUUCCAUGCCAGUAGAAAUCCCCUAGAUGAGGUGCCCUAGAGAAACAACAAGGAGUCUGGUGGCACCUUAAAGACUAACAAAUUUAUUUGGGCAUAAGCUUUCGUGAGUAAAAACCUCACUUUCCCCUUUCAGUUCCUUUAGUAACCUUGGAUGGGUCUGGUUAUUGAAUGACCCUGCCUCGCUGGGGGUGGAACAGUCUCUGGUUAGAAGAGCACCAAGCCUGAGAAAUAGUCUCUGGAUCUGCAGUGGGGAAGAGUCCACCAAACACGUUGGGGAAGAGAAGGUGUCCUGGUGGAAGUUGUCACCGAUGCUUAAACUAGUGCAGGCUCUGCCUUUUUCUCCCAGGCCUUCCCCUCGGAUACAACCUGAUCCACCUUUACCCCCCACUACCCCCAAGUCCAGCCUCACUUCCCAGAUCUGAACUAGCACUAGGAUCCAGACUUUUAACCACUCAGACUCAGUCCUCAUCUUCCUCUCAACCUCUCUCAGUGCCCAAAGGCCCAGAUCAGUCUGUUUCUGUCUCCCACUGCCAAGAAGGCUCUGAAUUCCGGCCGUCUCUCCCUCUCCUCUAUCCUAAGCCCUCUCCCGGAGGCUGUGAGUUUGCACUCGAUACUUCCUGACAUAUGUAAGUAUAAGGAAUGGCCGCAUGUCUCACUAGCAGUAGCCUUUACUCCAGUGCCCCUAAUCUCACGCCCACCCUCUCAGCACAACCUGGGGAGACAGUCGUCGGUUCCUGUUCUCUGUAACUACUUGAUAUUCAGUCACUGUAUAUUUUAAUAAAAUAAACUUA